Messenger RNA from Exophiala mesophila, 2949 nucleotides. RefSeq lists its product as uncharacterized. The record is from RefSeq and is a predicted model, not a curated record. Lineage: Eukaryota; Fungi; Ascomycota; Eurotiomycetes; Chaetothyriales; Herpotrichiellaceae. The transcript has a single exon. The coding region runs from base 764 to 2632 and encodes 622 amino acids.
GCCAAUUCCAUCAACAUCGAGCACUUACACGCCUCAGUCUCUCUUUCCACCACUUCAAACUACCCAACACCAUCGUUCUUGCCUCGCAAACCCCUCGCUCUCUUCUGCGCCGCGUCUUCAUCCCUCCUUCCUUCGCUCGUUCACUCGUUCGUUCCUUCCUCAACACUUCGACACCUGCCUCGACCUCCAAGUGCGCACUUCGCAUUUUCCUCAAAAACCCAGAUUUGCUUUAGAUAAUUCCACCUCAUCGCAGAGAACCAUCCUCUGUGUCAAGGCAUUCGACGUUCUUCAAGAUACCCAAAUCCUCGAUCCACCUGAUAGGACGACAGACGACACUUUUAUCGUGGUCAUCCUUGGAAUGGUCAACUCGACUUUGUGGCUGUGAACAUUUCUACUCCUCCUGCGACUCAGCUGAAUCCUUCUGGUCGAGCGACUUUGCGCCCUCAACCUUUGGUUGGAAUGGACACCUUCUCACGAUAGCCCUGCUCCCAUCCGACUCUCCAAUACCCUUGCUGGUGUUUGCCAGCUUUACAUUCGUUUCAUUCGGAAAGGUCCUUACGAUCCCCCAACCAUCGAUCUUUACCCAUCUCCAAACCCAAACCACACUCGUUCACCAGGCUUUUUGCCCUAGACAAGUCUCGAGCAGCUGCGUCUUACCUAAUUUCCCAAUCCGACCAUCCCAUCCCAUCUCUCUUCAACGGCCUCGUUGGACAAAAUCUUUGCUAUCGUCGGACUUUUGUACAUGCCGAAUUAAACAUUGAACAUGGAACCGCCUUUCAAACGUAUCAGAAUCUCGGAUCCAGACGUCAGAAAUCCAAGAGACACCGGUUCGCGAAGAGCUGAAGGUUUGUUCACUUCGGAAAUGGCAUUUCAAGGAGGAGAGACCGAUAGCGAGCCGAAACCCACCCGGGUCGUCAGUCCCACCGACAUCCACCGCCAGGACAUCUAUGGUCAAUAUCAGCGCCUUCCACGUCCUAUCCUUCCUAAACGAAACGCCGGCUUCUAUCUUGUCCCGCGGGCUCCCGAAGCUACAGUCACUACGAAUGUCAUUGAGGUCAACGUCAACGAUGGAACCACAAUCUCCAAAAUCACCGAAGUCCCUGCCGAUCCAACAGGCGCCGUUGUGUCCCUCUCUGAUGUUGGUUCUUUGACUGUGCCUCCCAUAACAGAUAGCUCGACCAUCGUUACCCCCACCGAUAACCCUUCCGAGGACACUCUUGCGACACCUGCUCCGACUGCCCUGCCCUCUGAUAUACUCACCAGCAGCACAUCUUCAUCCGAAUUGACCCCCUCAGAUACACUCUUGCCCGAGACACUGAACAGCACCACAACCACCAGCCAGUUUGACACAACCACAACUGAAGAACUUACCGUCACAGUCACUGCCACAUCGACUUACGAGAUCUCCCUCACCAAUGGCACAAUAAUAGCCACCGCCUACUUUGCGACCAACAAAUCCCUGACCACAACCCCUGAUGCCAGGAUUACCGCCGCCGUGACCGCGUCGUCCACCCCUUAUACCUUUGGCCAACUAUUCACCACGUCUUCGAGCGAGCCUCUCGAGACCAACCACGCGCCUUUGACCAGCUUUCCUGGAGCGGCUGCGUCUGGCACUUUGGGUUCACCCGUCGAAACAACCACUUCUUCGGCCGCACCUGAGUCGGAGACCAGUUCAACAAGCUCUGCAGGGCCUGGGCUGACCCCAACACAACAAACAGUCGUCGGAGGUGUUGUGGGCGGUGUUGCAGGGAUUGCACUAGCUCUGGUCAUUGUCCUCUUUGUCUUGCGAUGGUAUCGACGACGGCUCAAAUCUCGUGGUCAGCUUCCUGAGCAGCUGGCAACCAGAGAAAUCGGGCAUUCUCAUGGACCCCCUGGUCCCAUGUCUCAACGAUCGUCAGUCGUUCCUUUUGCUGCCGCCGUUGCGCAAAAUUUCAAACGACUGCGCCCACACAGCACUCACACAUUUACCACUUCUGGAACAGGCACCACCGAUCCCCAUGCUCGAGACUCGGAACGAGGCUUCCAGCGGAUCGCUGGCAGAAAAAUUGCACCUGUUCUGGGCGCCGAUGGGGGCGAUCCAUAUGGCGGGAACUAUGGCGCAUUCGAAAAGGACACGGGCGGCGAUCCCAAUGACCCUUUGCAGGGUGGAGAGCGCGGCUUGUCUGGUGCAUCGUUUUACCGUGACAGUCAGGGAUUUUAUGGAGGUAACGGAACACACUCACCCACCUUUCCUCCGUCACCCACCAUCGAAACGGCGAGGACCUCAACCGGCGGAACCCCAACCGCCCGAGGAGCAUCGAGUGAGAAGGGAUUUACUACGGGGGCGUAUGCGCCCGUUAAUAUGAAUGCGAGCCAAAUGUCCUUAGGUUCUCCUAGCCGACCUGACGGUUAUGCAUUCAUCAGGCCGAGUCCUGCACGCACGCCCGUGACUCUGAGUCCGGCUGCCAGCUCAAUCCGACUGCCCAUCCAACAGACUCCCGUCAUGGACGAGCAGGCCCCUCCUCUGCCGAUGGGAUUAUCCAUCCAUGGCAUAACGAGAGAUGAGGUUGGGAGAAGCUUGGCCAGCCAGGACGGAAGUCGCAUCAGCAAGAGCAGCGGCAGAAGCGGCGGCCGUUUUGUGGAGAACAUGUAGUGCAUCUUCUCUAGACCCAGCUGGUCCCCGUGGUGGCAACCUUCCUUUUGUCGUGUCAUUUAGCGUGGAGUUUGGACUCUGCUUAUUCUGGUCCGUCACCGUCACUCACACUUGAGGAGGUCGACGACACCAAGAGGUCAACAGCAGAGAAGAUGUGGAAAGAAUUGCCACUUAGAAUUUACUACUGCCCGAAUGAUACCCAUUUGCCGCGCUCGUUGGUGACUGUAUGUAGUGCACGAUAUCAUGUUGACCGUCCACGCCAUCGACAGCACAUGCUAUGCGAAUACAAUAAUUCUGAGACCAUGCCGAUGUUGUGG